Megalops cyprinoides (Indo-Pacific tarpon) is the source of this 1378-nucleotide messenger RNA. It is a transcript of the gene tpi1b, whose product is annotated as triosephosphate isomerase 1b. NCBI's taxonomy places the organism in Eukaryota, Metazoa, Chordata, Actinopteri, Elopiformes, Megalopidae. The record is from RefSeq and is a predicted model, not a curated record. Gene Ontology annotation, molecular function: triose-phosphate isomerase activity. The transcript is spliced from 7 exons. Gene Ontology annotation, biological process: glyceraldehyde-3-phosphate biosynthetic process; glycolytic process; gluconeogenesis. Gene Ontology annotation, cellular component: cytosol. Bases 104 to 850 code for a protein of 248 amino acids.
UAUAAGAUACGAUUGUAACACCUAGGCGGUGCUCCUCUCUCCGGGUAGGUCGCUAACAAUAGCAGCUAAAUAGCAGGGCAACCCCACCAGUUACGCUUCAGUCAUGUCUCCAAGAAAAUUUUUCGUAGGUGGAAACUGGAAGAUGAACGGCGAUAAGAAAAGCUUAGGCGAGCUCAUCCAUACUCUGAACACCGCCAAACUCAACCCCGACACUGAGGUGGUUUGUGGUGCGCCUGCAAUCUACCUUGACUUCGCCAGGUCAAAGCUGGAUGCCAAGAUUGGAGUUGCUGCACAGAACUGCUACAAAGUUGCCAAGGGCGCCUUCACCGGAGAGAUCAGCCCUGCGAUGAUCAAGGACUGCGGGGUGCAUUGGGUUAUCCUGGGGCACUCCGAGAGGCGCCACGUGUUUGGAGAAAGCGAUGAGCUCAUUGGACAGAAGGUGGCUCACGCUUUGGAGAAUGGUCUAGGUGUGAUUGCCUGCAUUGGGGAGAAGCUCGAUGAGAGGGAGGCAGGCAUCACCGAGAAGGUGGUCUUUGCACAGACCAAGGUCAUCGCAGACAACGUAAAGGACUGGAGCAAAGUGGUCCUUGCCUACGAACCUGUCUGGGCCAUUGGUACUGGCAAGACUGCCUCACCACAACAGGCCCAGGAGGUCCAUGACAAACUCAGGCAGUGGGUAAAGGCCAACAUCUCGGAGGAAGUGGCCAACUCUGUCAGAAUCAUCUACGGAGGUUCAGUGACUGGUGCUACUUGCAAGGAGCUGGGCUCCCAGAAGGAUGUGGACGGUUUCCUGGUGGGUGGAGCAUCCCUGAAGCCAGAAUUCAUUGAGAUCAUCAAUGCGCGUGCAUAAAAGGGAAGACGUGCACUGCUGUGGGGUCAGUUAUGUCAGCUGACCAGUCGCAGACCAACACAGCACUUAGACCCCACUCCUUUUUCCAGUGUUUGUGAUGUCAUUCUGUUUCCUUUUUUUUUUUUUUUUUGGUAUUUAAAGGGACAGAUUGAGACACACUGUACUGCACUUCAGUAGACGUGCACUGAAAAUGCAGUGUAUGGUAACCUCUGAAUCACUGCAAAAAAAACACUGCACUUAAUAAAAUGCCCUGAACAGGUACAUACGCACAUACUAAUGUGUGCAGUGUCGAUUUCGAGCAGUCAAUCAAAUUAAAUGUCCUUUUAAUAUAUAGGUGGCUCUUUGUGUAAUUGGUUGUAUUGUUGCUAUACCUUCCCUUUAGUACUGCAUGUCAUGAUCUCCCAUUGGCUAGUAUGCCAUGGGGGAGGGCUCCUCAUCACAUGUCAAUCAUGUCUUGGCCAAUCGGUGUUAGAGGUUAAGUCUGUAGGAGAAACAACAUUUUAAUAAACUGUUUAGAGACAAAAUGAA